GGUUGCUGUGGUUUCGGCGGCGCCGUGGACGGGAGCGGGGACGGGAGCGCAGCUGUGUUUGUGUAGAAUGUCAUCAGAUGAGGACAGAUACUCCCUUCCAGCUGUGCAGAAUGACUCGGAUCAUGGCAGUUCUGUCUCUACCGGCCUUCAGGAAGAAUAUGAAGAACUGCUCCGCUAUGCUGUAGUGACUCCCAAUGUGGAAUCCAUUGCCUCGCAGCUCCCUCACCCUAGGGCAGAGGUGGCGCCAGACCUUAGACUUCCUACUACAAUGGAUAUGCUUCAUAAUCAAGUAAGAGAAACUGGAGCAGAUGUUGGAAAAGGGUACGAUUUUCAUAUUUCCAGCCGCUCAAGGACAAGUGGAUCACCACCACUGUUGUCACCAAGGAAACCUCACCCAGUCAUGGACUUUUUCAGUUCACAUCUUUUAGAUGACUCUUCCUCUCCAGACACUAAUUCUACACAAACAGAAACCCACCAAGUCUUUGUGGGAGAUCGUCUUGUUUCUGAUGAAAACCUUCAUAAAAUGGAGAAUGUACUUGAUCUUUGGAGUUCAGGUCUUAAGACAAACAUUAUCUCUGAACUAAGUAAAUGGAGACUUAAUUUUAUUGACUGGCACAGAAUGGAAAUGAAGAAAGAGAGGGAAAAGCACGCAGCACAUAUAAACCAGCUGUCCAGCCAGAUCAUUGAAUUAAAGGAGCUGCAGAAAGCCUUUGAGGUUUCCAUUGGAAGAAAAGAUGAGGUGAUUUCCAGCUUGUCUCAAGCCUUAGGCAAGCAAAAGGAAAAGAUCGAGCUGAUGAGGACCUUCUUCCACUGGAGAAUUAGCCAUGUCAAAAGCAGACAGGACGUUUAUGAAGGCAAGCUAGCUGAUCAGUACUUCCAGCGAACCUUGCUGAAGAAAGUCUGGAAGGGCUGGCGUUCCGUAGUACAGAGGCAGUGGAAAGAGGUGGUAGAACGAGCUUGUCAAGCAAGAGCCGAAGAAGUUUGUGUCCAGAUUUCAAAUGAUUAUGAAAACAAAAUUGCCAUGUUAUCUGGAGCUUUGGAAAAUUCAAAAACUGAAAUUCAAAGAUUGCAACAAGAAAAAGAGCACUUUGAAGACUCCAUGAAGAAAGCUUUCAUGAGAGGGGUGUGUGCAUUAAAUCUUGAAGCCAUGACUAUGUUUCAAAACAAAAAUGACUCAGGGCUCGACUUCACAAGCAGCAGAAGGGAAGAGGGGGGCCCCGGUGUGCCGGGCAGAGAGCGCCCCGGGCACGCGGAGGGCCCCCCGGCCAGCGCCUCCGUCCUCCCCUCGGCCGCCGCGUCCGUGACCUCGGCCGGAGCCGCGUCCGCCUCCUCGGGGCCCGGGCCGGGGCCCGCCUCGGUGCUCAGCGCGGGCUCCGGGGCCCCGGCUGCCCAGGAAGACAUGUAUGUGCCAAGAGUGGUCACUUCAGCACAGCAGAAAGCUUCGAAAACAAUUACAGCCCGGAUCACGGGGAGAAGCGAUUUUGCUCCAAAGAAUAGAGUUAGCAGCAGUUUGGCGAUCAUGGGAGUUUCUCCUCCCAUGAGCUCCGUCGUGGUGGAGAAACAUCACCCCGUCACAGUGCAAACUAUUUCUCAAGCAGCUGCCGCAAAAUACCCACGGACCAUCCAUCCCGAAGGCGCCGCAGCGUCCCGGUCUCUCGGAAGCAGAUCAGCCCACACCCAGUCUCUGGCAAAUGUUCCGUCCAUAAAAGUGGUUGACUAAAGUGAACCUGUUCACACGCACACCUCCAUUCCUCUAACUCUUCCAUCUUGGUAGACGACCGUGAAUACAUCAUGUUCAUCUUUUCAAACUUACCUCUUGCGAGCUGUACCAUCCUCUGUAACUAUAUGUAGAAAAUAUUUUAAUGUUAUUUUUAUUUAAACAAUUAAUGCUUUUUUAAAUUAAAAAAUAAACUUCAUUUGUAAAUAUGUUCAGCUUGUCACUGAUUAUAUCAUUAGAGUUUAAAUCCUGUUUUCUAUGUAGUGUUUUCUGAAAGAAUCGUUUCCAGUGUUUCACAACUUACUACACAUAAUUUACACAACUUUUUAACAGGGACUGUCACUAAAAAAAUUAUAGAACUAAGAGAAAGCAAGCCAGGCAUGGUGCCUGCCUGUAACCCCAGCUCUUGGAUGGCUGAAGGAGGAGCAUCAUGAGUUCGAGGCCCGGUUGGGCUAUAUUGUGAGCCCCUAGGGAAGAGGGGAGCAAUAGGAACCGAAGCACGGGGAGAGGAGUAGGAAUGGGAGACUAAAGUAUGUUUACUUUUAAACGGAAAAGAUAAAGACAUGAAUGGGAAAGGUUUCACGACUGGCACCAAAAUAAAGUGAUAGAAGCAUCAACAGGGAAUCUCCUGCUCUGGCCUUGCUUCACCCUGUUUGAAACCACAGCCCUGAGCCACACUGUCCUCUCUGAACAGACACCGGCUGGGCAGUGUAGACCUACUGGGCCUGGACAGAAACUUCCCAGUGGCUGCUCAACACGAAGAAGUCAUUUGGGCAGAACUAGCUCAGGAACAGAGAACUUGAGGC
This is a messenger RNA of Perognathus longimembris pacificus (Pacific pocket mouse), 2523 nucleotides long. RefSeq names its product POC5 centriolar protein (gene Poc5). Bases 68 to 1720 code for a protein of 550 amino acids. The transcript has 14 exons. Gene Ontology annotation, cellular component: centrosome. The record is from RefSeq and is a predicted model, not a curated record. NCBI's taxonomy places the organism in Eukaryota, Metazoa, Chordata, Mammalia, Rodentia, Heteromyidae.